Racocetra fulgida is the source of this 1873-nucleotide messenger RNA. The record is from the annotation of a GenBank genome assembly. Lineage: Eukaryota; Fungi; Glomeromycota; Glomeromycetes; Diversisporales; Gigasporaceae.
AGCUGCAGCAUUGAAAGAUCAAUUGGUUUCUCGGUUACAAUUUUUGCAGUGGGUCGCUAAUUACGAAGCGGUUCCGUUUUUUACUUCAACAGCUCAGACCGAUGUUAUUUGGAGAUCCUUAAUUGCUGAUCCAAUUGGCAAGCAAGAACAAGACGAGGCCUUUUCAUAUUUAGAUAAUAUAAUAGAAUAUGACCAUUUUAUUAGUCAUUUCUUUAAUAAUCGAUUAUCAAAAUUAGAUGUUAGAUAUUUUUCAGAUCAAGCGUUCAAAUAUACAAAGAAUUGUUUACUUAAAGUUAAUACGAAAAAUUCAAGAUUACGAUCAGCUUCCCCAACAACACAAUCACAGUCACAAAGCCAAUUAAGUAUUCUUGUUCAAGGUGAUCUUAUUGGUAUAGAUCUUAUUUGGGACAUUGCUCUUCGUGCUGAAGAGGAAGCAGUUGGCAAAGAAGCUAUUGUCUUUUUAGUGUAUCUUCAUUUGAAUGUUAGCAAAAAUUAUACCACUUUAUCUCGUCAACAUCGUGAAGCAUUAGUUGACAAAUGUGUUGGGCAUCUAUUUGCCGCUGCAAACGGCUUGUCGAAUUCUUUACUCUUCCCUGCAGAGAAUUACGACUUAAAGCAAGGAAAUAAACAAAGUGUGAUGUUAGGAGUUGGCAUGUCUGACGAAACGCAGAUACUAUCUACUAACAAUGAGACAUCUAACGCCUUGAAGUUUAAGAGAUGUUUACAGGUGUUAAAGUCUUUUAUGGAUUUGUUUGAUACAAAAUAUAGCCAUUCGCAGAUUGAACAAAGACCAAUCAGGAGGCAUGGUAUGCUUAAUGAUGGAGAGAUGAUCACUGUAAAAGUCACCAUAAACAAUGCUAGUACUGUACUUUCUUUGCGCCAAAAAGUUGCUUCACGAAUCGGAGCACCACGACCUGGAAGUAUUCGAUUGUUCUUUUCCGGAAAAGAGUUACACUCUGAAGAUAAUGCUACUACUUUAAAGAAGCUGAAAGUUGUAGAUCGUCAAGCAUUCAUGGCUACUAAGCGCGCAUCGGAUGCCAGAAAUGGACAAGAUAACGAAAAGGCUGAAAUAUCCUCAGAUGAAGAGAUUCUUGAUUGGUUGUUAAGAGGCGGUGAUGAAACUACAAAUGGUGAUGAAUGGAGUAUUCUUUUUGUUGAAAAUGGUGGCCUAGAUUAUUUGCUCUCGCUGUUAACGAUGCAAGAUGCUGCUAAUGAUAUUGAAAACUUUGCCGGAGAUCAUCAAAAAAACAAUUCUCCUACGAAUUCAGAAGUAUUUAGACGUUUUGACUCCAACAUUUUGAUUGCAAAAUUGAUUGAUAUUAUUGGGAAGUGUGUAGAUCCUUCACAAUAUCAAGCACUUUCGAGCUUUAUCGAAUUUCAAGGCUUGCGUGAAUGGUUAAUGUCAGCUCUUGUUGGAUGUCGGUCAGAAGAGGCAAGAAACCUUUUAGAACAAAAUCUUCUUCGAUUUUGUGAAGAGAUCACUAGCAAUGCAACCUUCGAUGGAGCCUUGGUUCGAUUACCGCCUUCACUUGAAACAUUUCUCACUUUAUUAUGGUCAUUUUUACCAGACGUAGAAAAUUAUGUAGACACUAGUAAAGAAUAUUUUGAACUAAUGGGACAUUUGAUGCCAUAUAUAACAAAAUCUGCUCGCCAAUUUAAUUCUCCUAAUGAAGAUACUGUUAUUGUUGGUUUAAUACAAUUGAUGACAAUCAUCAUUGCAGAGCAUCCAGAAUUUAAGCGUCUUCCUAAUGACGAGUAUGGAUCUGUUCUUCCUCCAAAAUGCAAACUUGAAGCUUCAAGGACUGCAGCUUUGGAUUUAUUAAAUGAGCUCGUUAAGGAUUGUCCAGAAAAUUGUAACCGAGAAACCAAUUGA